Messenger RNA from Mytilus californianus (California mussel), 1786 nucleotides. Its product is annotated as leucine-rich melanocyte differentiation-associated protein-like. Gene Ontology annotation, biological process: melanocyte differentiation. NCBI's taxonomy places the organism in Eukaryota, Metazoa, Mollusca, Bivalvia, Mytilida, Mytilidae. The transcript has 7 exons. The record is from RefSeq and is a predicted model, not a curated record. The coding region runs from base 9 to 752 and encodes 247 amino acids.
UUCUAAAAAUGGCAGACGAAGUUGAAGAGAAAGUAAACCCAGAGAUAACAGAAGAUGAAACAAUAGAACAGUUUCAAAGUGGUCAGCUGUCUUAUAUUGGACAAAAUGAAGAAUGUAUUCCGACUUUUCUUGCUGAAAAAUAUUCAUCUAUUACAAAGAGAUUUGAUCUGAGUUUUAACCAGUUGAAGUCAUUAUCCGAUUUAGAAAGAUUUCAGAAUUUAGAGGAACUGGUUCUUGAUAACAACAGAUUAAGUGAUGAUGUAGUAUUUCCCCGUUUAAAUCAUCUUCACACACUCACACUGAACAAAAAUUGUAUAACAGAUUUAUAUCAUUUGUUAGACAACCUUGCAGAAAAUGUUCCAUCAUUAACAUACCUAAGUUUAUUGGGGAACUUGGCGUGUCCAAAUGAGUUAUCUAGUCCAGACAAUGAUGAAGAAGAUUACCAAAGAUACAGGUAUUAUGUAUUAUAUAAAUUACCAAAACUUAAGUUCUUAGACUCCUCACCAGUCAAACAAGAGGAGUUAAUUACAGCUAAAGAGAAAGGGUCUUUUAUGAAAGUCAUCAAGGCAGAGGAAAGUGAGCUGAUUCCUGACCCAAAAAUAUCCCCUGAGACAGAUGAUUCGAAUUACAGUCCACUUCCACAGUCUGCACGUAAUCCUGAUCAGCAUUCAGCUGCCUGGGGGAAAAGUAAAUAUGUUUACUAUGGUAACCAUUCAGAGGGAAACAGAUUUAUCAGAAACCCUGACCUAUAACUGACAUUGACCUGCAAACACCAUGUUUAUUGAAAGAAAGAAUUAAGAUAACAUAAAGUCUUCACGAUGUUAACCCCAGUGAAUUUUAUGAGUGGAUAUAUAUUUUUAUGUAAAUGUUUCGUAUAUUUGAAGUGUACAUGGAUAAAAUGAUAUCUUAAUUUUUUUACUGCAUUAGAAGUAAUGUGUUAUACUCAUACUCUCAACAUACACACAUUUACAUACAUUUCCCACAUCAUCAGUAAUAAUUAUUGUAAAUAUGAUGAAACAGUGUGAGAUACCUGGCAGAAUAAUUGAAAUCUAAUGUAUGGAUAUAAGAAAUAUAAAAUACAUUUUUCAUACAACAAAUAUAUAUUUUAUGUUUCACGAAAAGGGUACAUAACAUAAUCUUUUAUGUAAUGAUUUAUACUGUUAUGCUUCAAGAUAUACUUAUGUGCAUUUUUUGUCAUGUUUGUUAAAUAUUUUAAGUGAGUGUUUAUAUUUACAAUACAUCUAUUUUGAUACAAUUUUGUAUAAUAUCUUGUGAUAGUUACAAAAAGGGCAUUAAAAUGUCCUGAUUAUAUAUUGUUAACUACCUACUGUGCAAUGCUGUAUGAAUAUGUGCCAUACAACUUCAAUGAUACAAGUCAACCUGUUGUUAUCAGUGGUGGAUCACAGAUUUUCAAAAAGUUGAGGCAAAAAAUUUGAAAAAUGGACCAUAAGGAGGAAGGACUGGGCCUAGUUUGUUAAAGUUAUGACCAGUUGAACAGUUUGGUUGAUAAAACAAAAUACAAUUGGGUCCGAAAUUUGAAUGAACUGCAAUAGGUGGAGAGCAACACUACCUUUCAAGUCACAUAUUACAUGUUAAUAAUUUUUUAUUUAUCUUAAACAUUUACUUCAAUUCAAUUCAAUUCAAAGAUUUUAUUGUUUAAAUCAAUUAUAUUCAAACAAAGGGAUUGGAUAAAGGCUCAGCCUAGAUAAAUCCUUUCCUUUACAAGUUGGAUAGAAUAAUAAUUGGCUUUAACAUAUAACGUUAAUUCAUACAUUGUAUGGUCUGA